AUGUACAGCUCCUCUGCCGAGUUCCCCACCGCGGGUCCUCUCUUUGGGAAGGAAACCUGCCGAGGAUUAGCGGACAAGAGCUUCGAGAAACGCAGAAUUGCAGCGCAGGCGUUGCAGCAACUCAUCAAGCAGCAGGUCCUGGAGGCAGCCAACGCUGCUGCACCCGAAGCAACGCCGGAUGCCGCGGCCGACACGCCGACUCCAGGUCAGCUGCAACAGCAACUGCAGCAACAGCAAAAACAGCAGCAUCAACAGGCGACUCAGGCGACGGUGCAGAAAGCAAUCUCUGCGCUUACGGCGGACUUCUUAUCGAGCCCCAUCGCCAACAUCCGCAAGGGAGGCCUUUUAGGGGUUGCCGCUGUGGGCUUGGCCUUCGAGAGUCUGUUCAAUUUACUGAAGGCAGCGAGAGGUCUGUGGCUGCAGUUUUUGCCAGAGCUAUUCGAUGGACUAUGCAAGCUCUGCGGUGACGUGGACCGCGAGGUGCGUCAGGGCGUGGGCUUCGUCGACAGCCUGUUGAAAGAAGAGACGGCAGCCGCAGCGUCAGCAGCAGCAGAAGCAGCGGCUGCCGCUGCUACAGCGGCGGCCGCUGCAGGGGUUUCUGUGGCAGCGGCAAAGGCAGAAGCAGCAAACAAAGGGCCAAUCACGCCAGCCUUCAUACACUUGCUUGUCGAACGCCUCCUCGUCCGUAACCCUUACAUCAAACUCCUGGCGCUUUCGUGGAUUUCUCUGCUGGAAUCGAACACAGGUGAACUUCUGCUUCUGCCACUGCAGUUGCUAGUGGUGUUCGUUACUACCGUAUUGCCAGACAUUCGCCAAGCUGCGGAUUUGUGCGUCACCAACUUUUUAGAGGAUCUACGGUCGGAUCCAGUUGACACGGAUCCAAUCGUAGUGACACAGACUGCAGAAGUGGUCCUCCGGUGCAGCGAUAGCAGCAACAGUUCCUUUACCCAGUUGACGGCGUUGGUGUGGCUGCACGAGCUGCUGCUGCUGCUGCUGCCAGACGAAGGACAGCAACAGCAUCGGCAACAGCAGGAAGACCUUCUGCCUCAAACGCCGGCCACUCGAUGGCAUUUGGAGGUUCAGAAACACCUCAAGAUGCGGUCAAUGGUGCAGCCACUCGGCUGCAGAAUGUUGCAGAGCAUACUGCGCUGCGCCGCGGAGUCUGAAGAAGAGAUCGCUCGAAUGGGCGCAGAAGUGCAUGCGCACGUCAUCGCCAGGGUGCUAGUCUCGACUGCUGCACUAGAUCUUUCUGACUUCGUGAGGAGCGCCGCAGAGUACUUGUGUACGUACACCCCGUCAGGACUAACAGCAGCAGCAGCGGCGACCGCAGAAAAUGCUGGCGCUGCAGCUGCUGCUGCAGGCGGCGACGUGCGCCCUUUGUGUCUCCAGUGGAUGGAGUUGAUGCUGAUAGAGAAGCCGCACCUGUUACUUGUGGGGAGCGAAGAGGACCGGAAGAAGCAACGGCAGGAAAGUCAGGAGCAGAACGGCGUGAAAUUGAGCAAGCGUUUUCUGAAGAAGCAGCAGCACAGCAGAGAUCUGAGCGAAGAGGAUACCCAAAGCCUCUUACUAGAGAAGCAGCAGCCCCUAGUAGCUGCAGUGCUGCACACAGCACUGACAGCCGAGGGAACGGUUGCUCCUACUACUGCUGCAUCAACGACACCAGCGGAAAGACCAGCAGCGCCUUCACAGGAGGCACCGAGCCGACAACAGUCAACGGGGACGCCAACGGAUGGGUCCGGGUCGGGCACGCCAGAACCAACAACAGCUGCAGCAACACGGACAGCAGUGGCAUCAUCCAACCACUUGCUGCGAAUGUCGCUGUCGGUCCUCAGUCGUUUUGUGCAGCGCGGCGACGCAAAUCUCCGCAUGGUGUCGGAAGAGCUGUUGUCCCUCUUCAGCUCGAAUCGUUGUCUCCUUGACAGCCGGGGCCACUUUGUUCUGCGGCAGCUGUGCACCAUGAGGAAUCCCUGUGAGGUGUACAUACACAUGGCGAAGCAGAUGGAGCGUCACUAUGCCGCAGCAGCUGCUGCUGCGCGAACGCGAUCACCAGGAGAUUCCUGUGCUGAAGCCUCACCAGAGGGGUGCUCUAGCGCCGCAGUAGCAACAACAGCGACACCCGCAGCCGCCGUAGCCUCAAUAGCGGCAACUGGAGAGCAUAGCCCGAGAUCUCGAGACGAGGAGCCACAAGCUACACAGCCCCGACCCCCCGACGGCACAGCAGAGCAAACGCUGCAGUUCCUGCACCAGAUAGUUCAGGCCCUGAGCAUCGAUCUGUUUAGUGCCAAGGAAACGCAAGCCAUUCGUCAGGAGCUGCGCAGAGCCGUGCGGCUUGUCGUUGCUUAUCGCGCAGAUGACAACAAAAUGUUUGAGGCUUUGUUGCCUACCUGGGCGCACAACACGGUGUGGCUGAUAGCGCUUUCUCUUUAUGGGGGCAAAUAUGACGUUGCUGCGGAGCUAGUGAAGAUGCUCAGCAGCGAAGAUUCUCUCUCUGACCUGGAUAUGCUGCAGCUGGAGCAGCUGGUCCUGUUGCUGGAGAGCAAACCCUUUGCUUCGCUGCGCAUGCGGCUGCUGCAGCAGCCAGUAGAUCCGCACCUUAUUUCCGCAAUUCGAGGUCUAGGCAUGCUGCUGCCGCAAGGCCCUGCUUUCUCUCUGCUCUACCGGCGACUGCAGCUCGCUUCCCCUUCUGGUGGCUGUUGCUGCAGCUCGGAAACCAGGGAGGAUACAGUCUCCCAGGCUGAGUCCCUCGUGCCGCUCGCCUUGUCAGUGGCUGGCACUGCACGGAAGCAUUUUCACGGGGAGCUGUCAAGUGCGGAUGUGCCUAAGACAGUAUUUCUUCCCGACGCAGUGGAUUGUAGCACGCGAAGCGUCGCAAAGCCCUCUAUAAAUUCUCCCGUAGUGUCACUUGCUUCUGUUGAGAAGCUGCAGAAGAUAAGUUCCCUCGAGUCUCUCGAGGCUGCUUUGGACGAGGCCCUCACCGAGCACGGGAGCAUUCUUAAAGCCUUCCCCUCUAGGGAAAGCGAUGCCUAA
Messenger RNA from Eimeria acervulina, 3027 nucleotides. RefSeq lists its product as hypothetical. Gene Ontology annotation, biological process: positive regulation of kinase activity; phosphatidylinositol biosynthetic process. NCBI's taxonomy places the organism in Eukaryota, Apicomplexa, Conoidasida, Eucoccidiorida, Eimeriidae. The record is from RefSeq and is a predicted model, not a curated record. Gene Ontology annotation, cellular component: PAS complex; endosome membrane. The transcript is spliced from 17 exons. The coding region runs from base 1 to 3027 and encodes 1008 amino acids.